AUGACCGCGCUCGUCGACGAACGGCUUACUCCUGCUGAGGCAAAUGCUAGCUUACACAGCCGAAGCCUCCAGGAUAAGGACGCUUUGGAGAUUCCUAGGGAUGUUACGAUUUCAGAGAGGCGCAGUUGGUCUACGCGAUCCUCGAGGAGCAAGCCUAUCGCCUCUUCACUGCCCCGCGUGCUCAUUGCUGCUACCGCUUCCUUAGCUGCUGUAUACCUGGUCCUUCGUUGCUUCCAGGGGCUCGCAGUGAGCUAUCGACAGAAUGAGGCGAACAGGGGGCUGGCAGCAGCCGGUCACGGUGCUGGAGGGCAAUGCUCUGGAGAUGACAGCGGGGAUGAUGACUUGUCGGGUCUGUUCGACAAAGAGUUAGAGGGAGAAACGGCCGAAGACUGGAUAUCUGAAGGUGAAGAAAAUAUUGAAUUUUAUGAGGAGGAGACAGAGCUUCGUGAAGGACGUGGCUUCACUGCGGGAUGGGAGGAUAGAAAUAUGCCUGCUAGAGCGCAGCGAAUAUUUUCUCACUAUUUAGAUCGAAUCGAGGUAAUGUCAAGACUAUGUAUGGGUCUUUUGAAGUUAAUGCCAUCUGAACUGUAUCAAUCAUUAGCAUACCGGAUGGGGAAGAUCCUCGCGACGCAACUGGGAAUACUCUCUUUGAACCCUCCUUCUUUGGAGAAUGAGAGAGCACGGGCUGGUGAGGCCCUGUUGACGAUGCUAGCAUCAGCCCAGUAUUUGCAUAACCGGACGCAGGAGGGGCUGCGCAUCUCACGUAUGAUCAAGAGCCUUUCCGAUCUUGUAGCUGUGAUCAAGGAGCCUAGAUUAGACACUAUGCGUAUAUCCGCAAACCACCACCAAAAAAGGGUUACCGGGGUCUUCAGCCUCGUGAAAGCUAUCAACGGCUAUCUCAUGGGGGUCACCUCGGUCCUGCGUCGUCCUGCUAUCUACCCUGAGGAAACGAUACCCACCGAAGAGAUAGAAAGGCAAAUGCGUCUGCUUGAUACUCUGUUUGAAAUGCAGCGCGAUCGUAUCCUGGGUGACCCUACGACGCAUUGGUUUCUCCUGGUUUCUCAGGCGAAAGCCUCGCAGUUUUUGCUUUUCACCCGAGCGAUGUCACGUGCAGCAAAGGAUGUAAAAAUCGCCCCCAUACAUGCAUUCGAACAAGCAUUAAAUAAGGCCGUGCAAGAUGCAGGCGGUGUCCCUUAUCUCCCCUUGAUCAAGCAGACCCAACAAGAAAGCUCACGCAAACAGCGCGAACAAACAAAAGACAGCAGCCGUUCAUCUCCGGCGGAAGAUGCUGCUGCUGUUGCUGCCAGAUCUUCUCUUAGGGCCACUGCUCCUGUCUUUCAGCCGCGGCAGAGUACCCUCAUGUCCUCAUCAGCUCCCCUCACAACCUGGCCAAAAGCUGCGGAAGGUAUCAGCCCAGGUCCUUCUCUGCAAUCUGCUUUCCUCAGCCGCACCGAGAGCGGCCCCAAGCCCUCAUCAACGCCUUAUGAGGACCUUGGCGCCCGCCCAAAGUAUCCUGCUUCAAUACCCUGGUCUACACACAUCCCUGAGGAAGAAUCAGAAUACCUGCAACGACCUCCAUACCCAACGGAUUGGGACCCCCAGGGAUACCAGCGAACCCGUGAAGAGUUUCAGGGGGAUGCUGAUAUCUUUUCAAGAAAGCAGGCGAUAUGGACGUCAUCCUUUCAAGAAGAGUAUACAGGCGGCGAAGAGGGGUGGGAGUUUCCUACCGAUCACGACGAAGAUUCGUCUGGAGGGGAGGCAACCGCUACGACGCCUCCUUUAGAUGCCCCGGAGAGCUUUCAGGGUCAGCAGGGGUCACAGACAUGGCAAGCGCAACGGUACACCGAAGAAGAGGAAUAUUUGACUGGUUGGCAACGUGUGAAGAGUGGACCCCAUUCCUGGCGGCGGCAGAGGCGAACACGUCACUCUCCAGAUCUUGUUUCAGAGAAGGUUGAGUCUGUGCCUGAGUUGCCACGUGGUGAUGCUCCCUCAGAAGCAGGAGAUGCUUCAUGGGAGAAAGCAGCAAGCACUGGGUUUGCUUCUCCUCGACUGCCGAGUGACCCUAGUGAAUACGGCGAUGUGUGGACGCCCUUGCCGAGGAAAGAAACCCCGUCACGCCCCCCAGCACCUCCAGGUUUUGAACACUAUUAUUCUUCUACGGCGAAGAAACCAGCAGCAGAUGCUCCUUUGCAAGCACCACGUGAACCUGAACACCAUGCUGCAGGUAGGGAAAGCUGGACCCUUCGAACCACCGCAACAGGCACAGCGUCAUCCUCUGGCCCUUUGCCCUCCCCCGGAAUGCUUUCCGGUGAAGCUGGCCGUCCACCGCGCUCCUUUCUAUCACCUCACUCCCACCCAACGGGCUUCACUUCUGGCUUGUUCCCCCCAGCAUCGCCAGGCGUUCUUUCGGACGCAUCCCGCGGGACAGCAGGACUUGCUGGUGUUCAGCCCCAUCCUUCCUUCGGCGAUAGUACAGGCAGUCCGUGGACGGUGCCAACGGAGGAAGCUGCUGGCUGGCAUCACAGACAACCUUGGAGUAGCGGGGGACAACUUCCUGGCUCGGAGGAGGAAGAGGAGAGUGCGCAAGUCGAGGAAGGAAUCGCUGAAAUGUGGAAAAAUAUAAAUAUUUGGGAUGACGAGUCUUCGGAUGAAAGCUGA
Molecule: messenger RNA, 2658 nt
Organism: Eimeria mitis
Lineage: Eukaryota; Apicomplexa; Conoidasida; Eucoccidiorida; Eimeriidae
Exons: 1
Coding region: 1-2658 (885 amino acids)
Source: RefSeq, a predicted model, not a curated record